AUGAGUCGUGCUGCCGCUACUACUAAUAUAACUAAGCAAACAAAAUCUCAAAAAUCGCAAAAUGAAACAACCGAAGAUGGUGACAAUGAUGACGAAAAAGCAGCCAUAAUUUCCGAAAUAUUCCGUUGUACUGCAGAAGCACUAGAAAAAAUCGGUCGUUUAAUAAUACGGCUUCACCCAACUUCUCACAAUUCUAACGAAAGGGAUCAUCAUGUUUUGAGGCAAGAUUUGACAACGAGUGGGGAACACGGCGUGAAGUCUAUACCAGGAUUUGCCAUUGGGGAAUGUGCUAGUUGGGUAUCGAAAGCAUUAGAUCAACCGCCCAUUAGAAAAGGCUGCAUGUUAUACCACCUAUAUCGGAAAAUUCCGAUUAAACUUAACCUCAGUGCUAAUUAUAUGCAAUUGCGAGCAAGAGGUAGAGAAAGAAAUUAUCUCUAUUAUUCAAAAGCAAUAAAACUGGAAGAUUUCUUGAAAGAUGUUAAAAUCUUCAAGUCAUUAUCCAACGUCCUUCAUAAGUCACUUUCAACCGAUUUAUUCUCUAGUAUGGAAGAAAGAACACCAAAUGAUUUGAGCAAAUCAAUUAUGUUCCUAAUCCCCAAAAAGAAACUUUGUUCGAAUUUAUCUUUAAAAAAUUUUAGCAAAUGGAGUAAAGAGAUUGUGGGCGAUAUGAGGAACGCUAUAAAGAAUUUCAGUAAUAAUAUCGUAGUAAUCGAUGAAGCCGUUAAACGAACGAACGUUGACUGCAUUAAAAGAGAUAUGAAACGACGGCGUCUAGCUUCUCCUGUCCAUGUGCAGAAUAUACCUAUUAAAGAAAUAGAUUGUCCAGCUAUUUCUCGUAAAAGAUUUUUGCCAUCUGAUCAAUCUCCUUUAAUCAAAAAUAGGAGAAGCAUUGUAGCAGAUACUGAAUUCAAAGAUACACCGCAAAAUAUCAGUCAGCAGAUAAGGCAAGACAUUAAUCCGACAGUAGCACCUAUUCCGAUCAAUCAUUCGAAUCAGCAAUAUCACUCAGAUUUAACAGAUUUACAUCAUGAUUGA
Molecule: messenger RNA, 1035 nt
Organism: Dracunculus medinensis (Guinea worm)
Lineage: Eukaryota; Metazoa; Nematoda; Chromadorea; Rhabditida; Dracunculidae
Source: the annotation of a GenBank genome assembly